Hevea brasiliensis (rubber tree) is the source of this 846-nucleotide messenger RNA. Its product is annotated as germin-like protein subfamily 1 member 16. The transcript is spliced from 2 exons. Bases 19 to 702 code for a protein of 227 amino acids. Gene Ontology annotation, cellular component: cell wall. The record is from RefSeq and is a predicted model, not a curated record. NCBI's taxonomy places the organism in Eukaryota, Viridiplantae, Streptophyta, Magnoliopsida, Malpighiales, Euphorbiaceae. Gene Ontology annotation, molecular function: manganese ion binding.
AGAAUAAGAAUUUAAUAAAUGAGAAUAGCUAAUAAUUUCCUCGUAGUAGCAUUUUUCUUCUUGGCUUUGGCUUUCUCAUUUGCCACUGCCUAUGACCCUGCACCUCUCCAGGACUUCUGUGUAGCAAUAAAUGACACAAAGUUUGGUGUCUUCGUGAAUGGAAAAUUUUGCAAGGAUCCAACCAAGGUCACAGCAAAUGAUUUCUUCUUCUCAGGGAUUAAUGUUCCUAGAGACACCUCAAAUCAACUAGGAGUAAAUGUCACCCUUUUAAAUGUUGAUAUGAUAGCAGGACUUAACACUAAUGGAUUAUCGUUAGCUCGUAUUGACUAUGCAGCAAAUGGUGGUCUAAACCCUCCCCACCACCACCCUCGAGCGGCGGAGAUUCUCACAGUCCUGGAGGGGACUCUUUAUGCUGGUUUUGUGACAGCCAACCCAGAUCAUCUCCUAUUCAGCAAAAUUCUACAAGCUGGAGAUGUUUUUGUUUUUCCAUUUGGACUAAUUCACUUCCAGUUGAACAUAGGUAAAACCCCUGCUGUUGCUAUAGCAGCAUUGGGCAGCCAAAAUCCUGGAGUAAUUACUGAAGGAAAUGCACUAUUUGGAUCCAAACCAUCUAUUAAUCCUGAUGUUCUCACCAAGGCAUUCCAUCUUAACAAAGGUUUGGUGGUCAAUCUUCAAAAACAAAAUUGGGUUAAUCCAACUUAACAAUAUAUAUAGUCUUGUUUGACAUUGUUAUUGAUGAUGAAUUUCCUCGUUUUGAUAAUUUUCUCAUGGGUUUGUAACAUACUAAUAAGGAGGAUGCUUUCUGUGCUUCUCUCCAUUUAUAUGUUGUUCUUUCUGAUAAUCCCA